Messenger RNA from Fulmarus glacialis (Northern fulmar), 1803 nucleotides. It is a transcript of the gene BMPR1B, whose product is annotated as bone morphogenetic protein receptor, type IB. Gene Ontology annotation, molecular function: transforming growth factor beta receptor activity, type I; ATP binding; SMAD binding. Gene Ontology annotation, cellular component: signaling receptor complex; plasma membrane. Gene Ontology annotation, biological process: BMP signaling pathway; dorsal/ventral pattern formation; protein phosphorylation. Bases 10 to 1518 code for a protein of 502 amino acids. The transcript has 10 exons. Lineage: Eukaryota; Metazoa; Chordata; Aves; Procellariiformes; Procellariidae. The record is from RefSeq and is a predicted model, not a curated record.
CUAGACAACAUGCCCUUGCGAAGUUCUGGCAAGUUGAGCAUGGAGACCAGAAAAGAAGAUGGCGAGAGCACGGUGCCUGCCCCUCCGCAGAAGAAGCUGUCCUGUCAGUGUCACCACCACUGUCCUGAGGACUCAGUCAACAGCACCUGCAGCACUGAUGGCUACUGCUUCACCAUAAUAGAAGAAGAUGAGUCCGGUGGACAUCUAGUCACCAAGGGAUGUCUUGGAUUAGAGGGCUCGGACUUCCAGUGUCGGGACACUCCUAUUCCACACCAAAGAAGAUCUAUUGAAUGUUGCACAGGCCAAGACUACUGUAACAAACACCUUCACCCUACUCUGCCACCACUGAAAAACCGAGAUUUUGCUGAAGGAAACAUUCACCAUAAGGCUCUGCUGAUCUCGGUUACUGUUUGCAGUAUACUUCUGGUGCUUAUCAUCAUAUUCUGCUACUUCAGAUACAAACGCCAAGAGACGAGGCCCCGCUACAGCAUCGGGCUGGAGCAGGAUGAGACCUACAUUCCCCCUGGAGAGUCCCUGAAGGAUUUGAUCGAGCAGUCCCAGAGCUCAGGGAGCGGCUCCGGGCUCCCUCUCCUGGUUCAAAGGACCAUCGCAAAACAGAUUCAGAUGGUAAAGCAGAUUGGAAAAGGUCGCUAUGGAGAAGUCUGGAUGGGAAAGUGGCGUGGCGAAAAGGUAGCCGUGAAAGUGUUUUUUACCACGGAGGAGGCCAGCUGGUUCAGAGAAACAGAAAUCUACCAGACUGUCCUGAUGAGGCAUGAAAAUAUUCUUGGAUUCAUUGCCGCAGACAUUAAAGGUACAGGAUCUUGGACCCAGCUGUAUCUCAUCACCGACUACCAUGAGAAUGGCUCACUUUAUGAUUAUCUAAAAUCUACUACCUUGGACACAAAAGCCAUGCUAAAACUGGCUUACUCCUCCGUCAGUGGCUUGUGCCACCUGCACACUGAGAUCUUCAGUACUCAGGGCAAACCCGCUAUUGCUCACCGUGACCUAAAAAGUAAGAAUAUCCUGGUGAAAAAGAACGGCACCUGCUGUAUAGCAGAUUUGGGCUUGGCGGUUAAAUUUAUCAGUGACACAAACGAGGUAGACAUACCUCCAAAUACCCGUGUAGGAACAAAACGCUAUAUGCCUCCUGAAGUGCUGGAUGAAAGCUUGAAUAGAAAUCACUUCCAGUCAUACAUCAUGGCUGAUAUGUACAGUUUUGGACUCAUCCUUUGGGAGAUAGCAAGGAGAUGUGUUUCAGGAGGAAUAGUUGAGGAAUACCAGCUUCCGUACCACGACCUUGUGCCCAGUGACCCCUCGUACGAGGACAUGCGGGAGAUUGUGUGCAUCAAGAGACUACGCCCUUCGUUUCCCAACAGAUGGAGCAGUGAUGAGUGCCUACGGCAGAUGGGGAAGCUGAUGAUGGAGUGCUGGGCUCACAACCCCGCCUCCCGGCUCACAGCCCUGCGGGUCAAGAAAACACUUGCCAAAAUGUCAGAGUCGCAGGACAUUAAACUCUGACUCGGCCAGAGGCUCCUGAAGGCCCAUGGAAAUGGACUUUCUCGUGCGGGCAGAAGUCCCAAAGAGUUGCCGAAAGUCUUCGCUAAUAAGUACCUUGAAUGCAGUCAUGCUUAAGAGCAGCUGUAAGUUUGUUUGACGGCUUUUGAGGAGACUAUCCUUUGCAAAAAUCAGCUGGAUUUCGACAUAUGUGAUUGGAAGAGGCUUGUCUGUCCUUGUUUACACGGGGAAAUACAGUUUUAGUAACUGGUUUAAGAUUAUGCAUGUUGCUUUCCGUGAAAGCCACUU